AUGCUUUCAGAUGAGCUUGACUCCAAACCCGAGGUAAGAGCUCCACACUAUUCACUUGCCAACACAAAUACAUGGUGGUUUGUAUUUGUGGUCUUCCGUUUGCACAUACAGAUCCACCCUCAGCUACAGAACUGUUUGAUGAAUUAUCUCUUCCUCUCUCUCCCUCCUCUGCUUCUGAAGCUGCUGGUUCAGUUUGUCCAGAACGCGUCUAUCCCUCUGGGGCAGGGUCUGGAGGACUCUGAGCCCAAACACACCUGCCUUCCCCUGCUGGCCCCUGCAGACAGCUCCCUGUGCACACAGCUGGCCCUGACAGGUCAGACAGACAGCAUCUGACAGCCAAUGACUGGAUAUCAUCAUAGACAAUCUGCCGUAUAAUAACCUAAUGUUUUUCAGAUUAUAUAUUGCCACUUGGACUAAAUCUCUCUAAGUACCUACUCUCUCAUUGGGCCUCUAGCCAACUAAUCACUCCACCAAUGUAAUCUGUGAUUGGUUCCCCAGAGGGUGGUCUCAGCCAUGCGUCAGCGAGGUCUCUGUCCCUGUCGGAGUUUGGGGGAGCAGAUCGGAGCCCCAUGGUGGUGCACCCAAACCCCCAUCCCCGCAGCCCUCACACCCCCUCCAGCCCACCUCCUGUCCUCCAUGACCUGCAGCGGUCAGAGAGCAGCUCCUAUGUCCUCCUCAACCUCGCCAAAGGUACAGAGACGCAGGGCCCAAGCAACCAUAUGAAAUACGAUUUUAUUGGUCCCAUGUGCCGAAUACAACAGGUGUAGUAGACUUUACAGUGAAAUGCUUACUUACAAGCCCAUUCCCAACACUGCAGAGUUAAAUAGUACACUAAUUGAAGUGGAUUUAACAAGAGACAUCAAUAAGGGAUCUUAGCUUUCACCUGGUCAGUCUAUCUCAUUUACAUACAGUACCAGUCAAAAGUUUGGACACACCUACUCAUUCAAGGGGUUUUCUUUAUUUUUACUAUUUUCUACAUUGUAGAAUAAUAAUGAAGACAUCAAAACAAUGAAAUAACACAUAUGGAAUCAUGUAGUAACCCAAAAAGUGUUAAACAAAUCAAAAUAUAUUUGACAUUUUAUGUUAUUCAAAGUAGCCACCCUUUGCCUUGAAGACAGCUUUGCACACUCUUGGCAUUCUCUCAACCAGCUUCACGAGGAAUGCUUUUCCAAAAAUCUUGAAGGAGUUCCCACAUAUGCUGGGCACUUGUUGGCUGCUUUUCCUUCACUCUGUGGUCCAACAAAACCAUCUCAAUUGGGUUGAGGUAGGGUGAUUGUGGAGGCCAGGUCAUCUGAUGCAGCUCUCCUUCUUGGUCAAAUAGCCCUUACACAGCCUGGAGGUGUGUUUUGGGUCAUUGUCCUGUUGAAAAACAAAUGAUAGUCCCACUAAGCGCAACCUAGAUGGGAUGGCGUAUCGCUGCAGAAUGCUAUGGUAGCCAUGCUGGUUAAGUGUGCCUUGAAUUCUAAAUAAAUCACAGACAGUCACCAGAAAAGCACCCCCACACCAUCACUCCUCCUCCAUGCUUCAUGGUGGGAACCACACAUGCAGCGAUCAUCGGUUCACCUACUCUGCGUCUCACAAAGACACGUCGGCUAGAACCCCAUUGCUCGUGUUUCUUGGCCCAAGCAAGUCUCUUCUUAUUGGUGUCCUUUAGUAGUGGUUUCUUUGCAGCAAUUCGACUAUGAAGGCCUGAUUCACGCAGUCUCCUCUGAACAGUUGAUGUUGAGAUGUGUCUGUUAUUUGAACUCUGUGAAGCAUUUUAUUUGGGUUGCAAUUUCUGAGGCUGGUAACUAAUGAACUUAUCCUCUGCAGCAGAGGUAAUUCUGUGUCUUCCUAACCUCGGGCGGUCCUCAUGAGAGCCAGUUUCAUCAUAAUACUUGAUGUUUUUUGCGGCUGCAUACAUUCAAAGUUCUUGAAAUUGUGCGGAUUGACUGACCUUCAUGUCUUAAAGUAAUGAUGGACUGUCAUUUGUCUUUGCUUAUUUGAGCUGUUCUUACCAUAAUAUGGACUUGGUCUUUUACCAAAAAGGGCUAUCUUCUGUAUACCACCUCUAUCUUGUCAAUUUGAGAUUUUUGGUUCCAACCGCCGUGUCUUUGUGAGACGCAGAGUAGGUGAACGGAUGAUCUCUGCAUGUGUGGUUCCCACCGUGAAGCAUGGAAGAGGAGGUGUGAUGGCGUGGGGAUGCUUUGCUGAUGACACUGUCUGUGAUUAAUUUAGAAUUCAAGGCACACUUAACCAGCAUGGCUACCACAGCAUUCUGCAGCGAUACGCCAUCCCAUCUGGUUUGGGCUUAGUGGGACUAUCGUUUGUUUUUCAACAAGACAAUGACCCAACACACCUCCAGGCUGUGUAAGGGCUAUUUGACCAAGAAGGAGAGUGAUGGAGUGCUGCAUCAGAUGACCUGGCCUCCACAAUCCCCCGACCUCAACCCAAUUGAGAUGGUUUGGGAUGAGUUGGACCACAGAGUGAAGGAAAAGCAGCCAACAAGUGCUCAGCAUAUGUGGGAACUCCUUCAAGACUUUUGGAAAAGCAUUCCAGGUGAAGCUGGUUGAGAGAAUGCCAAGAGUGUGCAAAGCUGUCAUCAAGGCAAAGGGUGGCUACUUUGAAUAACAUAAAAUGUAAAAUAUAUUUUGAUUUGUUUAACACUUUUUUGGGUUACUACAUGAUUCCAUAUGUGUUAUUUCAUAGUUUUGAUGUCUUCACUAUUAUUCUACAAUGUAGAAAAUAGUAAAAAUAAAGAAAAAUCCUUGAAUGAGUAGGUGUGUCCAAACCUUUGACUGGUACUGUAUGUAUUGAAAUGAAUUCUUUAUUUAACUGUUAUCUGUACUGUGGUGUGACAAAGCAGCUUUGCAAUGCCAGGCAAAUGCACCGACAAGUUUUAUCAUCUCAUCUCCUCUGCACGCUCUGUCUGUGCCAGUCUCUGCCAGGCUCCGUCUCUGCCAGGCUCUGUCUCUGCCGGACAAAUGAUCACAUUUAUUGUCUUAUGACCUUGUUUUAUUUACAUUGUAGGGCUGAGAUAACAUGUGACAAGGACAAUUUAUCAUGCCCUGACAAACUGUCUUCCCUCUGUGUCUCCCUCUCCCUCCACCUCUCAUUUUCUCUCUAUCUCCCCCCUUUCUCCCUCUCUUUCCAGGCCUAGCAGCCUCCUCUGAGCCCCUAAUCUUUUCAGCAGACGGGACAGAGGAGGAGGAAGAGGAGGUGAUCUCGUCCGGGGACUGUUGUGUGGAUGGCACUGCCCCCUGGUACCUGCGGGUACAGGAGUUGGCGCACGACAGCCUCAUCGCAGCAACGCGGGCACAGCUGGCUAAAGAUGCCAAGGCUAGCCAGGACGCAAGGGCUGGGAAUGGCAGCAACAGUAAUGUCACUUCUUCUUUGGUUUUUAUGGUGGUGGGUAAAUUGACUUUAAUGGGGGUUUAUUGCCACCAACUGAUCACUGACUGAAGAGCAGGUGUGACAUUUAGCUGAUACUAACUAUAUAGAAAAACACUAUAAAAUGUACAGGAAGACUUCUGUUUAGGAUAUCACUCGCUGCUUCUGUUGCCUAGGUGACCGCCUGCCCAGCUUCCCGUCGGAGGGGGCAAAGAGAGAGCAGCCGGCGAGGACCAAUCGUACAAUGUCGUCUAAACAGAUCCUCCGCUGCUCCUUUGAGGGCUGCUACAGAACCUUCACCUGGCCUGCUCACCUCAAAUACCACCUCAAAACACACAGGUACACACUCACACUCACACACACACACACUCAAAUAUCACCUCAAAUGUUCAUGUGUGUGUAUGUCAGGAACGACCGUACGUUCCAGUGUGGGGCGGAGGGCUGUGGGAAGAGUUUCUACGUACUGCAGCGUCUGCAGGUCCACAUGAGAACUCACAACGGAGACAAGCCCUUCAUCUGCAAGGAGAAGAACUGUGGCAAGAAGUUCACUACCGCAGGAAACCUCAAGAACCACAAACGCACACACACAGGUGGGGACAGUGCCACACGCUUAGAGGUACACAGCAGUAGAGCACAUACACCGGAACAACAUCUGUUUUAGUCUGCUCUGUAUUCUGUAGUACAGCAUAGAAAUAAAGUGAUUGUCUUUCAUAUGUUUCAGGUGUUUUCAGUGCUGUGGGAAGAUAUGUGCUUAGUGUGUUUGUGUGGGAGAGUGGUAUAAUGCUUGGUCUGUGAGAAAGUGUUAUCAUUAAUAUGUGUUGUCUACAUUUGAGAAGCCUUCAUAUGUACUUUCAAGCAUGUGAUCAUUCAUUGGUGUGUGUGUGUUGUCUAUAGGUGAGAAGCCUUUCUUGUGUGAAGCAGAUGGCUGUGGCCGUUCCUUUGCAGAGUACUCCAGUCUACGCAAACACAUGCUCGUACACUCAGGUGAGAACAACACACCCACAGAUAAGUUAAUCAAAUCUGCAUGCCAGAAUUGACCUACUAGCACAGGGGUAGGCAACCCUGGUCCUGGAGGGCUGCAGGCACUUCAUGUUUUUGAUUUAACUGACCUGGAAGACCAGUGUGUUGAAUUUAGGCAAUCAUUGAACUGAUCAAUUGGCUCAGUUGGUCAGGUGUGGUGCCUAGCUGGAUCAAAAUCCUGCAGUACCUGGGGCACUCCAGCAAAAGGGUUGCCUACCCCUGUACUAGCAUUUAAACUCGCCAGUUUCAGCAUUUCAUUCUAUACGUAGUGAAAUUUAUAACAGCUAGGUUGCUUUAACUACCGGUAUAACAACUGAAUAUGUGGAAGUCGAGUUCCUACUGUCUAAGAGCACAGUUUAAAAAUGUAAUUAUGUUAACAGUCAGUCAGAACUUUAGCUUCAGUUUGUGUCACUGUGUGCAUCUCAAAUGGCACCCUAUUCCCUAUAUAGUGCACUCUUUUUGACCAGAGCCUUAUGGCCUUGUGCUCCAAAGUAGUGCACUUUAUAGGGAAUAAGGUGCCAUUUGAGAUGCAACCACUGAAAAGUGUUCCUGUGUAUCAUUGUGUUCUAGGAGAGAAGCCCCACCAGUGUGGGGUUUGUGGAAAGACGUUCUCUCAGAGCGGCAGCAGGAACGUCCACAUGAGGAAGAGACAUGGAGAGGAGGUGCUGGGGAACGAGGGCAGAGAAACAGGUAAUAAACAAACUAGGCCAAUGGUCACCAACCCUGGUUACAGGGUGUAGAGGCUUUUUUUCCAAUUCCAACCCAACACACUACACCUAAUUUAGCCGGAGCCUUGGAGUUUACGUGUGUGUGUAACAGGCUCGUUUUCUUCCAUCUGGAAUGUUCGAUAUGACACACACACACACACACACACACACCUCUGUAAUGAACAGUAUGUGUGAUUGACAGGCGAGGCUCUGACACACAGCAGUUUGCUGGAGGCUGACGGGUCACCUGGCGACAACAUGGUCACCAUGACUACGGGGGUGGAGCCCAUGAACCUACACCACGCCAUGCUGCGAGAACAAGGUAGACGCGCACACACACACACACACACACACACACAAAACGUCUCACAAAUGCAAAACCCCAAUAAAUCACAUUUUAUUUGUAAAAUGUGCCGAAUACAACUGGUGUAGACUUUACCAUGAAAUGCUUAACAGUCCAAUCCCAAUACUCUUAAAGAGAUAGUGUGAGAUUCUGGAAAUCAUUUUAUUCCCCCAUCUACCUGGAUUUAGAUGAACUCAUGGAUACCAUUUGUAGUCCCCUGUAGCGCAGUUGGUAGAGCAUGGCGCUUGUAACGCCAGGGUUGUGGGUUCGUCUCCCACGGGGGGGCAGUAUGAAAAUGUAUGCACUCACUAACUGUAAGUUGCUCUGGAUAAGAGCGUCUGCUAAAUGACUAAAAUCUAUGUCUCUCCGUCCAGUAUGAUGGAAGUUAGCUUCGCGAGCCAAUAAUAACUAGCGUUAGCGCGAUGACUGGAAGUCUACCACUAGAUGUGUAGUACUGAACGCCCUUCAUACUGAACGCAGACAUAAAUUGUAUCCAUGAGUUCAUCUGACUCUGGGUAAGUAGAAAGUCUCGCACUAUCCCUUUAACAGUUAGCGAUGGCGUUAUGGUAUUUUUCAGGACUCAAACCAAGGGUAUCGUCCAAAACCACGGGGGGAUAUAUUGCCUAACUAUGGCCAUGUUAGUUAUUUAAUUAGCCCCAUGUGCCUUCUAACUCAUCUCUUCUUCCCUUCGUUUCCUUCCUGCGUCUAGGCUCGGCAGACUCCGUGGUCGUUCUCUCUCAACCCCAUGACCUGGUCACCAUGACAACGGCAAGCCACACGUAUGCAGAGGAUGUGGUGGCUUUGCUGUAG
Molecule: messenger RNA, 6249 nt
Organism: Coregonus sp. 'balchen'
Lineage: Eukaryota; Metazoa; Chordata; Actinopteri; Salmoniformes; Salmonidae
Source: the annotation of a GenBank genome assembly